Molecule: messenger RNA, 2313 nt
Organism: Penicillium roqueforti
Lineage: Eukaryota; Fungi; Ascomycota; Eurotiomycetes; Eurotiales; Aspergillaceae
Gene: abp2
Product: putative ARS binding protein Abp2
Exons: 2
Coding region: 1-2313 (770 amino acids)
Molecular function (GO): DNA replication origin binding
Source: RefSeq, a predicted model, not a curated record
AUGGACUCUACCGAUCGCUCCAACCGUGGUGAGCUCGGCAGACCGCAAAUGGUCAUUCAACAAUAUGCGCGAUAUCCUCCGACCUUGGAAUCGACGUUGCAGAGUGCUUCCUCCUUGGGAAGCUCUCGUAGUCAAAUAGAUAUCAACAAAUCGCCUCCCUUACAGCGAAGAGAAACCCCCAGGAGCUUACAGUCUUCCCCGAGGGGCAUGCAUUCUGCUAUACCCCCAUCAUCGGCCAAUCGCUCCGGGGCCUCCAUGUCUCCGCCAGUUUUUGAUCCUCGUCGCCAUCAGCCUAUGAAAGAUUCUGCCGAUCACGCAGAUUCCCGAGCUCUUCCGUCACGGGAUAUUACUGAUGAAACGAUUGAUGACGCCUAUGUUUCAUUUAUCUUGUACUGCAAUCCUAAUGUUCCAUCCUCGGUUGACACAUCAGAUCUGAGAAAGACCUUCCGGUGUCUGCCGCGCAGUGAUGGAAAAAGCUUCAACAUCUUUACCCUAUAUGGCCUCAUUCGAAGGCGGCUGCAGAAUGAAGAGUUGAAGACCUGGAUUCAAUUAGCAAUUGAGUUGGGUGUUGAACCACCUUGCCUUGAAAAGAAACAAAGCACCCAGAAGGUGCAACAGUACACUGUUCGCCUCAAACGAUGGAUGCGUGCUAUGCAUAUUGAUGCUUUCUUUGAAUAUUGUAUGGGACUGCCUCAUUCUUACUAUACACAGCUCCCACCAUCUGGUCCUUUUGUUAGCGAAUCUCGCGAUGGUGUAUUAUUGGAAGAGGAUCUUGCACUCAGGGCACUUGUGCCACAAUGGAAGCCAAAGAGGGGAAGGAAAAGGGUCGAGGAUAGGUACACCGAGGAAGAUAGAGCAAUCAAGCGGCCCCAGUUGGACACAUCUGUGGGCGCCCAGCAGCAGGGUAGUUUUCAGUCCCACUCCGUGGCAUUCCCACAGAGUGCGAUUCCAUUCAGUGCAUUUCCUGAUGAUGCUGAAUCCAAUGACCCCUGGAUACCGGCGACAUCAUCGUUUCCGAAUGGUUCAAGGCCGGACCAGCAAAAUCCAGAUAUACGCUGGAGACAUCCCGAACGGGAUGCCUCUCCUGCUAGUUAUCCACAGUCUGCUAUCAUUCCCCGAAGUCAUCUACCAUCAGAUGUACUCAAGUCUGCGGAACCACGGUCCGCAGUUACUCCGUCAACGGGUGAAAAAACCCGUUCCAGAAGACGACAUGGCCCUGCAGUUUCGUCUGCUUGGCCGAAUAGCAACGGAUUAUCAGCCGGGAAAGGCCGAGGAAGGCCACCAAAUAAAGGGUCAUCAUCGGGUUCCUUUUCUACAUUCCAGGUCAAUCCUAGCCGGGAAUCAUCGCAGGCACCCAAUUCUAAUACUCAGGCUCCUUCAAUUGCCCUUGACAGAAAUCCGCCCCAAAUAUUUCAGACCCCAACUCACAAUAAUCCUUCAACAUCUAUCUCUCAGGGGAGGCCCAAUAGACUUCAACUGCAGGUUCCUCAACAUUCAGGGGCGCCUGUUAGACUUGCCUCUCCACCGAGACUAGUAGUCAAUGGUGUGAAUGGUGCUGUCGUUCCCGGGUCUGAAGGGUCCAAUGAGCCCCGCCAACAUGUUACCACAGAUACCACAAAAAAUGGUAUCACUACUCAAAUAUCUUCUUCUGGGGGGCAAAGAAAUGCGGUCAUUACUCCGAAUCCCUCCAUUGAUGAGGUUGUUCAUGCACUUUCUGCCGAGCUUCUUCGUGCUAGGCUGACAGGGCAGACGGCGAAUCUUGCUCCUAACGAGGCGGCUGCUCUGGCUUCGGAGAUGGUGAUCAAUUUGUCGUCAUUAUAUUCACAGUUUUACCUUGGGACUCCUUCGCUGCUACUGGCCUUACAUCUUGGUGUUGGUCAUCAUUUCGGACUCGCAGGCACUAAUCCAGGGUCACUGGUUAUCAACGUUGAACGUGCGACACCAAGCAGCGAUGAAGAUAGGAAUGGCCCUGCCACUAAAGAAUCAUUCAGUGAUAUCCACUAUACCGUCUUCCAUGAGUACAAAACUUCAAGCCAGUUUUCGAUGCAAAUCACGCUCGCAAAACUCAAUCCUAGUAUGGGAAGGAAGGAUUCGCCUGACCAUGCAAACGUGAUUAUGGGCCCGAGUAAUGAGAAUAUUGACAAUGAUAAGACGGCAAACCUGGAUUUUGACGAUGAUGAUUCUAGUCAUCCUGUUUCCGAGGCAACAUGGAAGCAGCGUUACACAAGACUCCGUACUCAGAUGCACAAAAAGGACCAGGCUUUGUCGAAAUACAAGCGGAAGAUCGUGGAAUCUGUCAUGGCAGACAUAUAA